Molecule: messenger RNA, 324 nt
Organism: Chaetomium globosum CBS 148.51
Lineage: Eukaryota; Fungi; Ascomycota; Sordariomycetes; Sordariales; Chaetomiaceae
Exons: 3
Coding region: 1-324 (107 amino acids)
Source: RefSeq, a predicted model, not a curated record
AUGGCAGAGACGCUGAUACUAGCCCUAGGCGGCAAGCACUUCUCGCGUGACCUCCGGCCGCUCGAUGCCGACGGCAACGAAAUCGACAUGUGGAGCGCGGAUGCGAAGAAGAAGGGGUCGUCCGAUGAGGACAGCGAAGAGGACUCGGAGGAGGACGAGUCUGAGGAGGAGGGCUCGGAUGACGCCGGCCCUUCCACAAAAAGCCAAUCCGCUGCGGAGCUGAGCCGCGAGGAGCGUAGGAAAGAAAAGAAGGCACGCAAGGACGCGGCCAUCGCGCGGUCCAAGAAGCCGGUAGAGAGGCCACCGAGGGCGUCGAGAAGAUGA